CCAACUCAACUCUGUUACGUCACGGCGCGGUGGUGGCGCUUCGAGCGCACUUCCGGUACUUCCGGUUUUUUCUGGUGGGCAAAACAAACCAGGCGAGGCUGGCAGGGCUAUGGACUUCUGUUAAGAAAACAUCAAUACCUUGCUAUUUGUUGCAAUGCCUCAGAGUUGUGUAGCUUGGGGCUGCACCGAAAGAGCCCGGAAAGGUUCGGCGAUUGGAUUUUAUCGUUUCCCUGCCUGCCCGAACCGUCGGAGUGUGUGGACCGACGCUGUGAAAAGAAAGGACUGGACGCCGUCGGACGAGGAUCGCCUGUGCGGAAAGCACUUUCUGACGGGAGCACCGACGAGCGAUGCGGACCACCCGGACUACGUUCCGAGCGUUUUCGCGUUCAAGCGGCCUGAGCGUGUGGACCGCGUUGGGAAAUACGAACGAGCAAAGCGACGCCGGAACAACCCAGCUCGUGUUCCCGCGGUUCCUGCCUUGCCAGGAGUACCUGCAGUGACUCUGAGCAACCCGCCAAGCACUGCCGAGGCAAAAGAAGUCAUCAUGCCAGAGGCCUCCCCAGGCCAGGAGCACCCAGCACCAGACACUUUAAGCACUGCCGGAAUAGAACUAAGGCUCACGCCAGAAGCCCCUCCAGCACCGGAGAACAGUGCACAAGAUUCUUUUAGAGCUGAGAAAGAGCAAGGCAUCAUGCCAGAACCCUCCACAGCACAGGAGCACCAUGAACCAGCCUCCAGCAAACACACGGCGGAGAACUCGGCCCAAACAGAUGUGGUGGUGACUGUUCCUUGCUUUAUCUGCUCUUCCAAGUUUGAAGCACUGCAGAAAGAGGUACUUCAUCUAAAACACAAAGAAGCAAAGCUGCUGUCCGAUAAUGCAGUUCUCCUCCGAAGCAUGGAGGUCAGACCUGUAACCACCUGCUCUUCCGACCAGCUGACCGAAUCGUCAGUCCAAUUCUACACUGGCCUGCCGAGCCUUGCCCUCUUCGCUCUUAUUGUACAGUUGAUGCAAGAGGGCACAAAAUACCUGCCAAGCACUGUGUCCCUGGGAGAUGCCGUGCUCAUGGUGUUGGCAAAAUUCCGUCUUGCACUGCUCAACCGAGAUCUAGCUUUUCGUUUCAAUGUGUCGGAGGGGACGGUCGCACACAUAAUGGUUAACCUCAUUCCCUUGCUCGCAACAAUUUUUUCGAAGUUCAUCAUAUGGCCCACACGACCAGACAUUGCUCGAACGAUGCCAACCCUUGUCCACCGGCACUACCCACGAUGUCGCGUCAUUGUAGAUUGCUCUGAAUGCCGAAUUCAAAGACCGCUCUCAUUCACUGCCCGCUCACAAACAUAUUCACACUACAAGGGUACUAACACUAUCAAAUUCCUAAUAGGAGUGACGCCGUGUGGUGCAGUGAGUUUUAUCUCCAAGGCGUGGGCAGGCAGGGUAUCGGACAAAAAGCUCACUCAGAAAAGUGGCCUGCUUGAUAAGCUUGAGAGUGGAGACACUGUUUUAGCCGACCGUGGAUUCCUCAUUCGUGAGGACAUAGGUAGGGUGGGAGCAACACUUGUUGUGCCCGCAUUCACCAGGGGCAAGCGGCAGCUUCCCGCACAGGAAGUAGAGACUGCGCGGCAAAUGUCAAAGAUUAGGAUCCACGUAGAGCGAGCCAUCGGUCGUAUUAAGGUUUUUAGGAUCUUGCAAGACAGACUGCCAAUAACGCUGCUGCGACAUGCCACCAACAUCCUGCUCAUAUGUUCUGGCAUUACGAACUUGAAGCGCAAAUUGUUGUAGGCACUGUUCAUGAUGCGUGAACUCUGCUGGUCAAGGCAGGGAACUUGAAAAACCUGCUACAUGCAUGGUUCUUGAAAAGGAGCCUCCUGCUAGUUUCAAUG
This is a messenger RNA of Ixodes scapularis (black-legged tick), 1878 nucleotides long. RefSeq lists its product as uncharacterized. Bases 155 to 1777 code for a protein of 540 amino acids. The transcript is spliced from 7 exons. The record is from RefSeq and is a predicted model, not a curated record. NCBI's taxonomy places the organism in Eukaryota, Metazoa, Arthropoda, Arachnida, Ixodida, Ixodidae.